AUGGGAGACCUUAUGAAAAGACAGUUCAGCAUCUUAGAUUUAUCUGGAAAGAAAUUUCUGGAAUGGAAAGUGGAUGCAAUGAUGAAUUUGAAAGCUCAAGGCUUGGAGCACACCGUUAAAGAAAAUAAAAGUCCCUCUGGUCAAACAAUUGAUACUACCACUUCUGCAAUGACUGUUGUAAAACCUGUUACUGAACAAAAUAAGACAAAAGCCUUAGUGUUGUUAAGACAUCAUUUACAUGAAGGCCUUAAAACUGAGUACAUGAUGGUUGAAGAUCCCAAAGAAUUAUGGGAUUGCCUUAAUGAAAGAUUUGGACACCACAAAAGGGUGCUCCUUCCUAAGGCAUUAUUUGACUGGACAAAUUUACGGUUCCAGGAUUUCAAAUCUGUAAUUGAUUAUAAUUCAACCAUACAUGAGAUAGUGUCUAUAUUGAGAUAUUGUGAUCAUCCAGUUACGGAUGAACAGAUGAUUGAAAAAACACUCACUACCUUUCAUGCAAGCAACAUACUGUUGCAAGAACAGUAUCGUGAAAGAGGUUUUAAAAAGUUCAAUGAAUUAAUGAGUGUAUUGCUUGUUGCGGAACAAAAUAGUGAACUUCUGUUGAAAAAUCAUAACUUGAGACCAACUGGGUCUUUGGCCACUCAUCAUGAGGCAAAUGCAACAAAUUCUUAUCCACCCGAGUCAAAUGCUACACGAAGAGGUGGACGUGGAAAUUACAAUGGUCGUGGAAGAGGCCGUGGAAAUUAUCGCGGCCGUGGCCGUGGUCGUGGUAGAAACAAUUUUCAAAGAAAUAGUAAUUUUAAAAAUUUUGAAAAACAGAAGGGACAGUCAUCUAGAAGCCACAAACAAACUCCUUCGAAAGGAAAAGACACAUGUUAUAGAUGUGGCAUGACAGGACAUUGGGGACGUACUUGUCGUACGACCAAACAUUUGGUAGACCUUUACCAGGCUUUUGUAAAAGGCAAAGAGAAAAAUGCAGAAGCAAAUUAUGUUAACGAGGAAAAUAAUCCUUGUCCCAGCCUUGAUGUGUCUGAUUAUUUCAUGGAUAAUGCUGAAAUUGGAAUUUCAUUCUCGGAGAAAACAACAACAAUGCUUAGGUUUCCCAUCUACUAA
Messenger RNA from Chenopodium quinoa (quinoa), 1113 nucleotides. RefSeq lists its product as uncharacterized. Bases 1 to 1113 code for a protein of 370 amino acids. Gene Ontology annotation, molecular function: nucleic acid binding; zinc ion binding. The transcript has a single exon. The record is from RefSeq and is a predicted model, not a curated record. Lineage: Eukaryota; Viridiplantae; Streptophyta; Magnoliopsida; Caryophyllales; Amaranthaceae.